Cladophialophora yegresii CBS 114405 is the source of this 1893-nucleotide messenger RNA. RefSeq lists its product as uncharacterized. The record is from RefSeq and is a predicted model, not a curated record. Bases 1 to 1893 code for a protein of 630 amino acids. Gene Ontology annotation, molecular function: DNA-binding transcription factor activity, RNA polymerase II-specific; zinc ion binding. Gene Ontology annotation, biological process: regulation of DNA-templated transcription. The transcript is spliced from 2 exons. Lineage: Eukaryota; Fungi; Ascomycota; Eurotiomycetes; Chaetothyriales; Herpotrichiellaceae.
AUGGGUGACGAGAAACGCGACUCCCGUGGUGGGAGCACCGAAGCCAACGAGGAAGGAAGACCUCACAAACGGCAACGCAACUUCAUCGCACGGCAAGCAUGCGAAGCAUGCCGACUGAAGAAAACGCGCUGCGAUGAAGAUAUGCCUUGUAGUCUCUGUCGAAGCUUGGGGAUUGAAUGCACCUAUGCGGAGCGCAAGCCAACCAAGAACGAAGUUUCGAUGAGCAUGGUAUUCAGUGCCCUGAGACGAAUGGAGUCAAAACUCGAUGGCCUGUCCAAUACAGUAUCUGCGAAGUCCGGCCCGGAGCCUGAAAUCACCAGGCGGGAGUCGAGCUUGCAAGAGUCUCCUUACCAUUUGGAUUCCGUCGCCUCACAUCACUCGUUUUCGUCACCACUUCCAAGUACCAGACAGAUGCACCGACACUCAUACGGCCAACUUGUCCUUUCGUUCAGUGCCCACCAGACAAUCCACUGGCCCGGGGUGCAAGCUUUACUACCUCAGAACCUAGCUUCAAGGGCGCACAGUCUCGAGAAGAGUUACCCGACUCAGCUGGAAUCAGGAAGGCUUUCGCUGACUUCAACCGUCUCGGCCCAAGCCGUGGCUCUUACAGGAGACUGGCUUGCCUCUCUCAGCCUCGCCUGCGUGAAGGAUUUGUCGAACGCUUGUUUCGACACCUUCAACCGGGUAUACCCAUUCAUUGACCGUAAUCACUACUUUUCCAGCACUCUCUCUGUAGUGGUCAGAGAAGGGUUUGGAUAUGAUAUGGAAUCCUGCUUGGUGCUCAAUAUUAUGGCCCUUGGCUGCAUGGGGUUGAAAUCGUUCGAAGAGGGCGGGUUCGCGGCGCACCGUACUGCCAUCACACCCCUCAUCCGUCAUAUCAUGGAUGAAGAGAUGUCCGGCUUGAGCUUCUUCAACGAAGCCCGGAGGCGCGUAGGUCUCUGCCUCUGUGAGAGAACAAUCGAGGCGUGCCAGUACUACCUAACAUCAGCCUUGUACUUCGCACAGCUCAUGCGCCCUGUCGACAAGUGGAUGAUGACCAAUCGGGCAGCAGUCAUCUGCACCGCUUUCUGGAAAUGUCCAUUAGAACCUCACGACGAGUGGGCGACGGACAUGCAAGCAAGAUUAUUCUGGUGCUCGUUGAUGCUGGAAAGUCUUGUCGUUCAAGAAUUGGAGCUGCCACCCUCUAGCCUGAAAUCAUUUGAAGACGAGGUUCCGCUUCCGAAAUUCACCACCUACCCCUAUAUCGGCAGUUCCCGUGGUCAUCAGUCUGACGACUCGAUCUACCAUUAUCACUUCCUGGCGCAGAUCGCCCAACGUAUCAUCUUGAAUCGCAUUCGAGAUGAGUUAUUCUUCAGCAACCCGUCGACAAAGUUGGCCGAAGAACUACGCCAUCAGCUUGAACAAUGGCGUGCCAAUUUACCCGAAGCCCUUCGGUACGCUGGAGAGCAGGACUUUCCUUGUCCAGCUGAUGCUGUGGUUGUAGCCCUGCUGCAGAUGCGGUACCGGGUAUCGAUCUUCCAUCUAGGUCGACCGUUCCUGUACAAGGCUAUCCACAAUCCCGCUGGGGUUUCUGAUGCCGAGCUGAAACUAUGUGCAGAGGCCCUGGAAUAUGCUAUGGACUGGCACAUGACGCUGCCAGUGUGCUCGAGUAUGAAGAAUUUCGCCCCACUCAAGUACUUUUGUUGUGGUCAGUUCUUUGGGCAGCUGCUUAUUUUCUACGCAUUCAAAACCUCAUCGGAACGACGGUUGAGAGAUUCACUGCCUGCUGGUUACGAAAACUGGUGUACCAAGAUGUUAAGAUUCAUCUGGGACUUUGCUGACCCCGAGUCUAGCCCGACCAUCGCCAAAGAUUUUGAGUUACUUUCAACCUUAUAUCAUGUUGCAGAAAGCUAA